This is a messenger RNA of Heterobasidion irregulare TC 32-1, 1914 nucleotides long. RefSeq lists its product as uncharacterized. Lineage: Eukaryota; Fungi; Basidiomycota; Agaricomycetes; Russulales; Bondarzewiaceae. The coding region runs from base 1 to 1914 and encodes 637 amino acids. The record is from RefSeq and is a predicted model, not a curated record. The transcript has 18 exons.
AUGUCUCACACCUUACGUAUCAAGGGUUCUUCCACAUUCUUCGAAGCUCUGGCGCUUGGAUUCGUUGCGACCAGCGCGUUGCUUGUGGUGUCGGCUUCUGCAGCACCCGCAUCGUCCGAUGCCGACCCAUGUGCAAAGAUAGCUGGCAUGACCUUCGUCCCGGUGCCGGAUGCUCUCGCCUGCCAGAAGUCUUUCGCGUUCAAUGAGACCCUCAGGGAAAACGUCAUGAGCGUCGUCUCCAACGUUUUUAAUUUCUACACCUUCGAGGAUUAUUAUCUCAAUUCCCCGCCUCCAUUCCAAGAGUCGACUGUAGACAUCCGCGGGGAGCUCGCUCGUAUCAACACUACACAAUAUGACACCGACUACGAUUUUAAUCAAGACCUGUACACCUUCAUCAAUCGACUUAACGAUGGACAUACUCAGUGGCAGCCUUUUUGCUACCUCAACUGGGAGAAUUUGCUUCCUACGCCGAUCGUCUCUCUCUCAGUCAAUGGGACCGAGAGUGUCUACAUUGCACCUGAUUCAGUCGAAUUCAUCUCUCUGGCCGGCCCCUCCUUUGCCAGCUUUUACACUUCACUCAGCUUUAACUGGCAGCGCCUCGCUGGAGCGAAAGUGCUUCAAAUCGAGGGUAUGGAUCCAUACGACUACGUGGACAUGGUCGCGGAUACGGUAACGGGGAACUACUUGGAUCAUGGUGUCCGCGUGAACAGCGUAUUCAGCGGAUACAGACUCGUCGGCUCUUCUUUCUCACAGAAAUUUGGUGACCUCGCCGGUCAGGAAUUUUCUCAGAUUCAAAACAUCACUUUCACAGUCAUCACUGCCAACUCCACCCAGCAAGAGACAGUCACAGUCCCGUUUCUUGCCGUGUUCAUGGGCUCCUCUUUCACAGACAAGGAUUCGUAUUGGGCGAAUAAUUGCGUUGCAGAUAGCAGUACAAACGGCGUUGACAUGCGCCUCUCCUCCAACUUGCUAGGCUCAUGGAAGAAACAACCAGCGAAAGGAGUCGGAAGGCCGCCCGCUGACGCUAUCGGUCUGCCAACUGAAUUUCAGCCGUCACUUCCCACUAUAGUGAACGACUCUUCCGGCGUGAUCAAAUCGUACCUCCUCCCUGACGGCAUCACCGGAGUCAUGUUCGUCGGCUCAUUCUCCGACAAUUUCUUGCAAUUUGAGACGGAUGUAUCCUCUGCUAUCUCUGCCUUCAAGGCGGCGGGUAUCACUAGGUUGUUGGUCGACGUCACGAACAAUGCAGGUGGAUUUAUCUGCAACGGGGUAUUCCUCCACCAAUAUCUCUCAGGAUCGAACUUUGGCUACGGGGGAUUCCAGACAAGCAUUCGUGCCAAUCCACUGGCCCAGAAGAUUGUAGAGGGGAACAUCAAUCAAAGUUUGACCGCAAGCCUUGACUUCUACAGCCCGGAUAACUGGGCCUUCCUCAACGACACGAAGUUCCCCAUCAACUUCAAUUAUGUUAAUCCAUCUGACAUAUGUACGCCUUACCAGGUCCCGCUUCCUGCAACUCCGCCUUUUGACCUCAAGAACGUAGCGAUCGUGAGCAACGGGAAUUGUGCUUCCACCUGCGCGCAGUUCACUACUCUAAUGAACGAGCGCCAUAACACAACCAUCGCAGUAUUUGGAGGCCGGCCGGGGCAGAACAUGGAGUUCAAGGGAAUGGCAGGAAACCAGGUACUCGAGUGGACUGAACUUGAUUCGGAGAUCAAAACCGCCGGCUUGAAGAAUGAUGCGUUGGCUCCCCCCGACUUGAUUGUUUCCGCGAACAUGCGGCACAACUGGAGGACAGCCUGGAGCUAUUCCAAUGAGGCCGAACCGAUAGCAUAUGUUUCAGAGCUUCCCAAGCUUCGCUUCCCAUACACUCCGGAUACCUACAACAACCCCCAGAAUCUGUGGACCUUCGCGUAA